Camelina sativa (false flax) is the source of this 908-nucleotide messenger RNA. RefSeq lists its product as uncharacterized. Gene Ontology annotation, cellular component: membrane. The record is from RefSeq and is a predicted model, not a curated record. NCBI's taxonomy places the organism in Eukaryota, Viridiplantae, Streptophyta, Magnoliopsida, Brassicales, Brassicaceae.
AAAAGCAUAAAAAGAUCUUAGAUAACAAAGUUGUGUGCUCUCCGAAACCAGAAAGAUAAGACGGAAAAAAGAGAUCAAUGGAGGAAGAAUACAUAAGAGUAAUAAACAUAACAGUGAUUGGAGUAAUCACAUGGGGUAUCAUGUUCAUUCUCAUCCGACGAAUCUUCUCAAACUUCUCCUUCGACUUCAGCACUCGUCUUGUCUCGACAGUUCACGCAACAGUCGCUGUCGUUUUAGCAACACUCUCGAUUCAAGAUUGGUCUUGUCCUGUUUGUCCAAUUGCUUCAACCUCAUCUCUCCGGCAGAUGGAAACGUUGGCGUUUUCAUUGUCCUACAUGAUCUACGACCUCAUUUGUAGCCACUUUGAUCAAGUCAUAAGCAUUGAUAAUGCGGUUCAUCAUUCUGUUUGCAUUCUUGGUUUCGUAGCUGGACUUUUCUACCGACAGUGUGGAUCCGAGAUGGUGGCAGCAAUUUGGAUCACAGACAUAUCGAGUCCGUUUCUUCACCUCAGGGAGAUUCUUAAAGAGAUUGGUUAUAGAGACACCGAUCUAAAUCUUGCAGCCGAUGUGUGUUUUGCAACAAUCUUCUCGUUGGCCAGAAUGGUGGGUGGACCAUACCUCGUUUACGUAACAAUAUCAGCUGAUAAUCCCAUUCUCAUCAAGGCAAUGGCGUUGGGGUUACAACUUGUGAGCGCAUUCUGGUUCUAUAAAAUCCUCAAAAUGAUGAGAUACAAAUUAACUAAAAGAUCAAUGUCUAACAAAAAAUUUACUUAAAUAGUUUUUUUUCCAACCAUACUUAUGUUAUAUGUUCCUUUUAUAAUCUUUGUAUGAAUGGGUGGUUUUCAUUAUUUGAACCCUUUAUCAAAAAAUUAUUUCACAUAAAUAUGAGCUGAAACCCUUUUCCUGUAA